UGCGAGACGGAAAGCGGCUAUUUCAAAGGAUGUUUAUCAACAAGUUUUCAUCUCUAAAAAAAACAAACAUCAAAUAAUAAAUUGAAGUGGAACUGUUGGCCUGUUAUUUAAUAGACCUUAUUUAUAUCAAAAAUUAUACAACAGAAAUAUGGUUAGGUUGAGGUUGUGACAUUUUGCUACACACCGGGGGCUUUUUAAUUAACAGCUGCAAAAGCCAUUUUUUUGUUAUCAUCAUUUCUAAAAAUGGAUACAGUUUCCUCAAUCAGCACAUCUUCAGAAGGAGAUUCAAUCAAAAUAUUUCUAAGAGUUCGACCUCCUGAUCCAAGCAUCAGUGAGAAUGACUUUGCACCACGAGUUCUGGAUGUUAACACUGCAGACAAUGCCAUUAUCCUUCGCACAAAGCCAGAGCCCAAAAUUUUCACCUACGACAAUGUAGCAGAUGCUGACAUCACACAGGAAGCUGUGUUUUCCAUAGUGGGUAAAAAGAUUAUUGAAAGUUGUGUCACUGGCUACAAUGGUACCAUAUUUGCUUAUGGUCAGACUGGCUCAGGAAAAACUUUUACUAUGCUUGGUCCCUCUGAAAACUCGGAAAGCUUUCAGCAUGAGCUUCGUGGUGUGAUUCCCAGAAGUUUUGAGUAUCUCUUUAGUCUUAUAGCUCACCAACAAGAAUUGCAUGGCAGUAAAAAACAGUUUUUGUGUCGCUGCUCCUUUUUAGAAAUCUAUCAAGAGCAAAUCUUUGAUCUUUUGGAUACAGCUUCACAAGGUCUUCACUUACGAGAGAAUAUGAACAAAGGUGUCUUUGUAGAUGGACUCAUUGAGCAAGUUAUCUGUAACCCAAGUGAUGCUUAUCAGGUACUAAUCAUGGGUUGGUUGAAUCGUAGAGUAGCUGCUACUUCCAUGAACAGAGAGAGUUCGCGCUCACAUGCUGUUUUUACUGUUAUGAUAGAGUCAAAGGAGGAUGUAGGUGGUGUACAAAACAUUCGUACAUCACAGCUAAACCUAGUUGAUCUGGCAGGGUCAGAGAGACAGAAAGAUACCAACACUGGAGGCACUCGUCUCAAAGAAGCUGGAAGCAUCAACAAGUCCCUCUCUGUCUUAGGGAAUGUCAUCAUGUCUCUAGUAGAUCUGAGCCAUGGGAAAAAACGUCACAUCCCUUACAGAGACUCCAAAUUAACAUUUUUGUUGAGGGAUUCACUUGGUGGAAAUACCAAGACAAGAAUGAUAGCUUGUGUUCAUCCAGAUUCCAGAUGCUUUGGAGAAACAUUAUCCACAUUAAACUUUGCCAGAAGUGCCAAAUUAAUAAAAAAUAAGGCUGUUGUAAAUGAAGACAUUCAUGGCAAUAAUCAAAAACUUCAAAAUGAAAUCCGGCGAUUGAAAGAGCUUCUGGAGUCUAUGCAGAAUUCACCUGGGCCAGAGAUAAGACCGAAUGUUGUUACCCCAUCAGAAAAUUCUUCUUCAUAUAUGGAUGCUGAUUCCAUUUGGAAAAAAAAUUUUCUUGAAGCCAUGUUUUUUAGAGAGCAGUCAGAAAAUGAAAAAAAGACUUUACAAGAUGUAGUGAACCACCUGCAGGAACUGUGUAAUAAAAAAGACAAAUAUAUUCAGUCUACUAAAAUGAUCAUCAAGUUUAGAGAGAAUACUAUCCAGUCUUUGCAGCAAGCCUCCAAAGGUUACAUUGAGAUAGAAAAGGAUACACUUGUGAAAACAUUGAAAGAUGAGAUCAAAGUGUUGAGGCAGCAGCUAGAGAACAAUCCUUUGCUUGCUAAGUAUGCUGGUGAAAAUAAACACUUACGGAGUGAGUUGAAGCAGCUGAGGGCCCGUGAGUCUCUUAGUAACAUUCACAAUGAUGUUUCAAGAAGUGCCCAGUUAGAAAGGGUUUUCAAGGAACUAAAGCUGUACAAAGAAUUAAGUACAGGCAGUCCAUGUGGUGGUAUAAGGGCAUCUCCCUUGAAGGAUGGACUCUCAGCCGCUACUCUGGAGAAACACAGACGAGAGAUUAAGGGUUAUCAAGAACAGGUUGAAAAUCUGAGACAGCAGUUGCAGGAUUUGACGAAAACCUCAGAGAACAGACAGAUGGAAAUGGAGGUAGAACUGGUCUCAUGCCGUAGAAUGAUUGUGGAGCUGGAGAGGGUUCUAGAAGCUCACCAGUUGAAGGCUAGAAUUGAGUGCAAUGCUUUGAAAGACUUGCACUGCCAGACAUUGAAGGUCAUGACCACUCCAAAAAUGUCUGCCAACUCUCCAAACACCCAGGACCAGGCUGUAGGAGAAAUGCUUGAUUCAGAAAUGGGAAUUACAGACUGUAUCCUCCAGAAGGAUUUAGCCGAGGGAGCUCAUGAAGCUCUAAUGGAUGAGAUAAGAAUGCUUCAAAUGGAGAAUGGCAAGUUGAAAGAAAGGAUUGAUGAGUAUGAGGCUGACAUGCUUCGACAGAAACAACAGGUUGAAAAGUUGGAACUUUUUAAUUCUCAGCUGAACAGUGUACUUGACAAAGAAAGGGCAGAGAACAUUGCCAGGAGAAAUGACUACACCAGUGCUGUUAAUACACUCAAGGAGGAAAUUGACACAGUGAAAAAUGACCUCAAAUUACUAAAUGAUGAGAAUACAGAUCUUCACCUUGUGCUCAAGUCUGCUGACAAACAACUGAAAGAAGAAAAAGAAAGUCAGAAAGCCCUGCACCAUGCAUACACUCAGGAAAUACAAAGUCUUGAGACUAAGCUGUCUAAAACCAGUAUAGAUCUAGAGACUACCACCAGAGAUUAUGAGGAAGCACUGAAAGAGCUAGGAGCAUUGAAGGAGGAACUUGAAACCGCACGUGUCACAAUGUCCUUCUUAGAAAACCAUGCCAGUGAAAUUGAAGAGUCUAGAAACAGGGAAAUAAGAAAAAGAGAGAAACUUGAGCAAGAAUUUAGAGCUCUAAAGUCUGCAGGUGAUGCAGUUUGCAGGGAACCUGAUGCUAAUCUUGACCUACGAGUAGCAGAGCUGGAAGCCACAUUGGCUCUUAAAGAAGAACAGGAUAAGACUAUCCAACAGCAAGAAAAACUCAUUGAAGAAAAUAAGGAAAUCAUCAGUAAUUUGAUGAACAAGAUGCAUGAGAUGAAACUGUCUGUGACUGGCCUAGAGGCUAGCAACAUGAACUUGAAGUCUGAGAUAGAAAAUUACAAGAUAGAUGCAGAUGAGGCCAAGAAAGAUUUGGAGAAAACAUCAGCUCAGCUCAUGAACACUUUACAGAAACUCACAGAGCUGAAGCAAAAUUAUGAAACUGCACUACAAAGAAAAGAUUUUCAAAUAUCAAAUCUCCAAGAGGACCAAGACAGUGCCAAUGCUACAAUGUUUAGGCAAGCCGAGAUGUUGACUAGUUUACAAGACCAGUUGCAAACUAAAGAGCUCCUAUGUAAAGAGAAAUCUAUCAUGAUAGAUGAACUCAGGAGUAAGUUGGAAGAAAAAGAUAAAGCUUUACAAGAGACCCUGCAAAGGUUUAAAGAUCAUCUGCGAGAAGUGAACAGCUCUGAUGAAAAUACAGAUGGACUCAAAAAGUUAUUGAAUCAAAAAAAUCUGGAGCUUGAAACAAUGCAUGUUAAUAACAAGAAGCUAAGCUGCAUGCUACAAGAAUAUGAACAAACUCGGAAAGAAAGAAAUGAAGAGAAUGAACAUUUAAAAGUGCAAGUAGCAGAGCUGGAAAGAACUAAAGAAAACCUUGUGAAUAGAAUGCAGGAGGUAGAGGAACUGCAGAUAACUGUCAACACUAUGAGAGCUAACAACAAGGAUCUGGUCAAGUCUCUAGAAAGUUCAUUGAAAGAAAAAGAGCAUGAGGUGAAACAGGAGCAGCAGAGAAACAGAGAGCUGGAUGCCAAAUUAAAGAAUCUACUCCAGGAGAAAGAAAGUAUUGAAGCUCAAUUCAAAGCUUCAAAAUUGGAAGAACAGAACAACAAUGAAGAAAUAGCCAGGCUUCAAAAAAUUCUUGAUAAUCAUUACACAGAGAAGACAGAGUUGAGUUCUAAGAUUGAAAGUCUUCAAGAAGAGAAAACAAAACUCAAAGAUGAACUUGCUGCUCUUAAGGAACUAAAUGCCCAGCUAGUGGAAGAAAGCAAUCGUAUUAUUGGUCACACAAAUACCAACCAGAAGAUCCGGCUGUUUGACAAGAAAAAUCAAGAAUAUAAUGAACUAACAAAGAAAUACAUUGAACUGCAAAAUGAACACCGCAAAGUUCUUCAAGAAUUGAAACCACAGAAUAAAUUACCUAACACACCAUGUGGAAAGACUGGUACCAUCCGUGACAUUACCAAUAUCAACUAAUGAUUGGGGGGGUUUCUGUCUGAUUUAGAGCCUCUGUAAGAAAAAUGUAUUGGCAAUGUAGAAUCAAUGUAAAUAUUUCAUGGGAGACUUGUCCUCCCUUUAGUAUGUCUCAAAUAAUGUGUUGUACAUUAUAGUCAAUGAAUUAAUCUAGUUUUAAUUUUUAAAGCUGGUUUCAGUAUUUAUUUAUAAAAGUUAUUAGUUAUCUGAUGCUAAAUAGAUUUUAUUUGAGAUGUCAACAAUGGCCAUAUUGUGUAUAAUAUCAAACUGAAAUCAUUAUUUUCUACAAAUACGGUUGUGUUCUCUAUUCUCCAGAACUAUAUUAUACUUAAUUAUAGAACUGAACUAAGCUAUUGUAAAUAACUGAUUUGUUUUGGCAGCAUUUGUUUUUAAUAUCCCUAUGUAGUGAUAUUUUUAUUUGCAAGAAAUAUGCAAAUAUUUCUUUGUGGGUAUUUAUGUGUACACAAAUAUUUGUUUUGUAUGCCUUGAAUGUGUACAAAUAUGUUUCUGUACCCUGAUGUGUACGUACACAUAUAUAUGUAAGUGUGCCUUGUAUGUUGUAUCUAAAAGUUGUUUUACAUUUACAAAAGGCAGCUGUUAAUUGAUUCCAUCCCAAUUGCUCAGUAUCACCAUGUUCAAUAGAACAAAAUAUUAUGUAUGUAAUAUACAGAUCAUAAGUUUUUAAUUUUUUUUUUUUUAUAAUAUCAGCAACUGAAUUAAAUAAAAAUAGAAAUGUGUGUGAAUA
Molecule: messenger RNA, 5029 nt
Organism: Biomphalaria glabrata
Lineage: Eukaryota; Metazoa; Mollusca; Gastropoda; Planorbidae
Product: kinesin-like protein KIF15
Exons: 37
Coding region: 244-4287 (1347 amino acids)
Biological process (GO): microtubule-based movement
Molecular function (GO): ATP binding; microtubule motor activity; microtubule binding
Source: RefSeq, a predicted model, not a curated record